Rhopalosiphum maidis (corn leaf aphid) is the source of this 1125-nucleotide messenger RNA. Its product is annotated as omega-amidase NIT2-like. Gene Ontology annotation, molecular function: omega-amidase activity. Gene Ontology annotation, biological process: L-glutamine metabolic process; oxaloacetate metabolic process. The transcript has 6 exons. Gene Ontology annotation, cellular component: mitochondrion. The coding region runs from base 80 to 934 and encodes 284 amino acids. The record is from RefSeq and is a predicted model, not a curated record. Lineage: Eukaryota; Metazoa; Arthropoda; Insecta; Hemiptera; Aphididae.
CUCUAAAGUGUAACACUAUAUAAAUACUUGCCCAUCUAAAAAUACUAGCUCAGUUAAUCACGUACUUACGAAAGUUAAAAUGACUUCUUCAAAUUCUUCAGGUUUUCGGGCGGCCGUAUUACAGUUGACCGUCACGGCUGACAAAUCAAAAAACAUAGCCAUCGCUGUAAAACGUAUACAGCAAGCAAAGUCAAACGGUUGCACACUAGCCGUAUUACCGGAAUGUUUCACUACACCAUACGAUAAUGCUCUGUUUAGAAAAUACGCUGAAAUAAUUCCCGGUGGUGAAACAUGUAACGCUUUGUCACAAGCUGCCAAGUCGAAUAAAAUUUACGUUGUAGGUGGUUCAUUCCCAGAGUUAUGUGAUGAAAACGUCUACAAUACGUGUACAGUUUGGGAUCCGAAUGGAAACCUAAUAGCCAAACAUAGAAAAGUGCAUUUAUUUGAUGUAAAUAUCCCCGGUAGUACUUGCUUCAAAGAAUCGAAUGCUAUGUCUCCAGGAAAUACACUUAAUACGUUCCAAUUGGGCAAAUUUAAGGUCGGACUGGGUAUUUGUCAUGACAUGAGAUUUUCGGAAAUGGCAGCAUUAUAUCAAAAACAAGGAUGUGAUUUGUUGAUAUAUCCUGGUGCUUUUUGUACGGAGCUUGGACCACCACAUUGGAGCUUAUUGAUUAGAUUCAGAGCAUUGGAAAAUCAAACAUUUGUAAUUGCUGCUUCGCCGGCCAGGGACACUACAUCUAAUUACGUAGCAUGGGGACAUUCAAUGGUUGCGGAUCCGUGGGGUAAAAUUGUAGAAGAAGCUAAUGAAAAGGAUAUGGACUUAUAUGUAGAUCUUGAUUUUACUCUUCGGGAAAACAUUAAACGGCAAAUACCUACUGGAAAUCAAAGAAGAACUGACAUAUACGAUACAAUUGAUAUGAAAAAUAUAAAGUAAUACCUAUUACGUAUUGACUGAGACCAAUGCAUUUAUACAUAAUCUUAUUGUAAUUGGUAUUUUUGGAAAUCGGAACACGUUGGACAUUAUUUUAAUCAUAUUUUAAUAUGCAAUUUACUAGUAUAUUAGUACGAAAAAAAAUGUUAAAACUCAUUUUUAAAUUAAAUAAAAAGUAAAUAGGCAUCUAGUAU